Molecule: messenger RNA, 1095 nt
Organism: Oldenlandia corymbosa var. corymbosa
Lineage: Eukaryota; Viridiplantae; Streptophyta; Magnoliopsida; Gentianales; Rubiaceae
Source: the annotation of a GenBank genome assembly
AUGGCAACCAGUGUUUACACAUCAAGCUAUGGAAGUUCAUUUCUUCCAAAUUAUCUUGAAAGCCAUCAUCUCAAAACCCUAUCCAACAACAAAGUGAAACUAAAUGUCGCCAUGAAAAUGCAUGCAUCAUCCCUAGUUGCGAAAUCAUCUCUUGUGAAAGAAGAGCAAUUGGAAGACAAAACACCUUUUACUCUAGACAUUCUUUUUCCGAAAUUCCCAUUUGAAGAUUACAUGAGAUCAAAGGCAAUCCAAGUGAACAAAGCACUUGAUGAUGCCAUCCCGAUGAAGGACCCUAUCAAAAUCCAUGAAGCAAUGCGAUAUUCCCUCCUAGCCGGCGGCAAAAGAAUCCGGCCGAUACUAUGCAUUGCUUCUUGUGAGUUAGUCGGAGGGAAUGAGUCACAAGCCAUCCCAGUAGCUUGUGCAAUUGAAAUGAUCCACACAAUGUCACUCAUCCAUGAUGAUCUUCCAUGCAUGGAUAACGACGAUUUACGCCGAGGAAAGCCCACGAAUCACAAGGUUUAUGGUGAAAACACAGCUGUUUUGGCCGGUGAUGCACUUUUAUCACUAGCUUUUGAACAUGUUGCCACAAAAACUAGAAAUGUUUCACCAAACAGAGUUGUUAGAGCCAUAGCUGAAUUAGGCUCCUCGGUCGGCUCAGAUGGGCUUGUUGCCGGGCAGAUUGUGGACUUAUCAAGUGAGGGGAAAGAAAUAAACUUGGCUGAACUGGAAUAUAUUCAUAUCCACAAAACAUCCAAGCUUUUAGAAGCUGCAGUAGUUUGUGGAGCAAUUUUAGGUGGAGGGAGUCAUUCAGAAGUUGAUAGAAUGAGAAAUUAUGCAAGGUGUAUUGGAUUGUUGUUUCAGGUUGUGGAUGAUAUUCUUGAUGUUACAAAAUCAUCCCAACAACUGGGGAAAACAGCUGGGAAAGAUUUGGCAUCUGAUAAAGCUACUUAUCCUAAGCUAAUGGGGCUUCAAGGAGCAAGGAAAUUCGCUGAUGAAUUGGUGGCUAUGGCCAUUGAAGAGCUUAGCCACUUUGAUGCUGCAAAGAGUGCGCCUUUGUAUCAUUUGGCUAACUACAUUGCUUACCGGGAAAAUUAG